Messenger RNA from Chroicocephalus ridibundus (black-headed gull), 1479 nucleotides. RefSeq names its product EF-hand domain family member D2 (gene EFHD2). Gene Ontology annotation, molecular function: calcium ion binding. The record is from RefSeq and is a predicted model, not a curated record. NCBI's taxonomy places the organism in Eukaryota, Metazoa, Chordata, Aves, Charadriiformes, Laridae. The transcript is spliced from 4 exons. The coding region runs from base 37 to 648 and encodes 203 amino acids.
GGAGCGGGAGCGGGGCGGAGCGGCCAUCCGGGCACCAUGGCGGCGGCGGCGGAGGAGCUGGCGGGGCGGCGGGGCCGGGGACCGGAGCCGGGGCCGGGGCCGGGCAGCCCGGUGGGGCGGGUAGGGGGCGAGAGCUCGCCCGGGGGCGGUCGCCGCGUCUUCAGCCCCGCCGGGGAGUUCCGCGAGUUCUCCCGGCGGCAGCUCCGCGACAUGGAGCGGCUCUUCCGACAGUACGACGCGGGAAAGGACGGCUUCAUCGACCUGAUGGAGCUGAAGCUGAUGAUGGAGAAGCUGGGGGCACCGCAGACGCACCUGGGCCUGAAGAACAUGAUCAAGGAAGUGGACGAGGACCUGGACAGCAAGCUCAGCUUUCGGGAGUUCCUGCUGAUUUUCCGCAAGGCGGCGGCGGGGGAGCUGCAGGAGGACAGCGGGCUGCAUGCCCUGGCCCGGCUCUCCGAGAUCGACGUCUCCACGGAGGGGGUGAAAGGCGCCAAGAGCUUCUUCGAGGCCAAGGUGCAAGCCAUCCAUGAGGCCAGCCGCUUUGAGGAGGAGAUCAAGGCGGAGCAGGAGGAGAAGAAGAAGCAGGCGGAGGAGCUGAAGCAGAGGAAGGCGGCGUUCAAGGAGCUGCAGUCCACCUUCAAGCAGUGACGGGGUCCCGGCGCGGGGCCGGGCAGGACUGGUCUGCGAUGCCCGGGCCGGCAACGCUGCGUGUGCCGUGUGCCAGCCGUGCCGGGAGCGAUGCCGGAGCCGGGUGCCGACUGUGCCCGCCCUGAAGGCUGAGCUGCCGGCGGGCUCCUGGCCUGGGCUGGGCGCAGCGGUGGAGCCCGGUCGUCCCCGGCUUCCCUCCCCUUGCUGUGGUGUCUGUAGGUGUUGUUCGUGUCCCCUCCUGAGUCCCCAGUGUCCCUCUCCCACCCCGUCCGAGCUCCUCCCAUCCCGAGGGGCAGCAGCACCCUGUCCCCUGCCCGUGACGGUGCCGGGGGCUGCUGCUGCCGAAUCCUGGGGGCUCCGUGCCCAAGACAGUGGCUGUCCCCAGGGUGUCCUGGUGUCGUGCAUGUGCUGUGAGGGUGACAGGAGCCGCGGCGGGGGUUGCGGCAGCUGCGCUGGCUCGGUGCCCAUUGGCGUGGCUGCAUGGUGACAGAGAUCCCGGUCCCCCCCUCCCGCCGCCGCCUUCCCCGAUGGCUGUGCCGAAAGCUGGGCGUGCUGUAGGGCAGCUCAGCGAGCCCCCCACCGCGGUGCCACCUGUGUCUGCGUGUGUGUGUGACGGCGGGUGGCACGCUCAGGGCUGGGGGGCAGCCCCCACUGGCCCGUGUUUGUCUGUACGUUGGUGAAAGGCAGACGGAAAGGGCAGCUGCUGGCUCGCAAAGCUGUAUUUUUAUUUGUCGUGUCGUACUGAGCCCGGGAGGGCGCGUGUUGUGGCUGCGAGCGGUUUCUGUCGGUUGAUUGCGGGCUCCCGUGUUUGUGGGUGCUGUAAAGAGGCGC